Molecule: messenger RNA, 1065 nt
Organism: Fusarium odoratissimum NRRL 54006
Lineage: Eukaryota; Fungi; Ascomycota; Sordariomycetes; Hypocreales; Nectriaceae
Exons: 1
Coding region: 7-825 (272 amino acids)
Source: RefSeq, a predicted model, not a curated record
CUUGGCAUGGAGGAACCUUCAACCUCACUGCCCCAAGUUCUCGACGGUGACAACUCUCUCUGCUCAUCAUUCGCAUAUCGCAUCACCACGACUCAUCUAUUCCACGAAUGUCUCGAUCAUACUUACCAAGACCAUCAAGCCUCUGACCUAACAGACGUCGAAAACAGUCAGUUCUGGAAACGUCAUCGCGAUCUCGACACAAGUCUCGCAACAGCCUUCAUCGCGCUCCCCGAAACGCUACGCGGGUCACAUACCCAAGAAGCCACCACUAUAAACCUACAACUUCACACCGCGUCGAUUUGCAUCCAUCGCGUCGGUGCCGUUCAGGCCAAGAAGCACAGCAUCUCGGCUGACGUACUAUCUAACACACAGGCGCGUCUCGUCCCUUCUGCCGACGCGAUAUUUAACAUCAUCGCUUCACAGCCCGACGUGACAGCCAUGUUCGGCAAACCCCUUGUUACAUUCGCAGCAUACAUGGCGACAUAUGUGUUUCUAGAAGAUUAUGUGUCCGCACAGAAUCGCACCAGCGAGAUGAAAAUGACAGCGCUUAUGGAUCUCAUGAUCACGAUUGGACGUGAGAACCCUGUUACUGCAUCUGCAGCCAUACAAAUGGCGCAUGAAUUACAGAAGACCGGGAUUGAUGCAUCUGCUGUUGACAAGGUCCAAAAUCUUAUGGGGGAGAGGAUUGCAAAAGGGCCGCUUUUGGGACAACAGAAUACGGCCGAGGGCAGCGUGUUGUUCUGUCCUUUCGAGGGACCUUCUGGACCUGCGCCACCUGGCGUACCAAGUGAGAUAUUGAGGGGUAAUCUCAGCGGUUUUCCUUAGCAUUCAAGUGCCUGUCAUUCGCGAAUCAUGAUUCGCUACGGAUAUAACAAAAUCACUUUUGGGUAAUCAUUCGCAUUGCGCAACGUAAACAUGAACACGAGGUGACACCUGUCAAUCAGCGACCAAAUCCAUAUCGGGUAAUCAAUACACAAGGAACUCACAAAGUUGACGCAAGUGGCGAACGACCAAGCAGGGAACUCGAUCCGUGAUAAUGAUUGGCCUGUGACGAAUAAUCAUUGA